Molecule: messenger RNA, 720 nt
Organism: Pollicipes pollicipes
Lineage: Eukaryota; Metazoa; Arthropoda; Thecostraca; Pollicipedomorpha; Pollicipedidae
Exons: 4
Coding region: 40-720 (226 amino acids)
Source: RefSeq, a predicted model, not a curated record
CGGAGCAGACAUGAGCGAAGGCGAGUCGCGCCGGCCAGCAUGGGCCUGAGACAGCCGCGGGUGCAGCACGCCCGCGCCAACCAGCGCGGCUCCGUACCCUCGCUGGCCGACAGCGAGGACGGCAAGCUGGUCGAGUUCAACGGCGGUGUGUUCAAGGUGAAGGGAUGCUGCGGCCUCGACCCCACCACCGGCCGGGGCAAGCAGAUCCACCUGGCGCAGAUGCUCUGCCUGCCCUUCAUCCCCAUCAUGGCGCUCAUUAUCCAGAACGCCGUCAACAUGAUCAGCGUGCUGCAGUACCAGUACGAGAUGCAGGAGACCAUCAGCCAGGUGCAGAUCAGCACGGGACUGGGCAACGUGACGGAGGCGCUGCAGUCGGAGCGCGCCGAGAUCGCCUUCUUCCUCUUCACCAACGGCUCUGUGAUCCGGCGCAACCUCUCCGAACACUUCCAGUACACCAACCAGCUCAUCGACGACCUCAAGUGGCCCAAGUUCCGCAUCGGUGACCAGCUGUUCCAGAACAAGAUCCUGUUCCGGAUCCGUUUGGACGACUUCCGGGACAAGAUCACGCGCUUCGACACGCCCUCCAUUGACGCCGGUAUUCAGUUCUACAACCGCGCCAACUACAUCUUUCUCGAUCAGCUAACCAGGGAGAUAAAAGAGAAGGACGCAUCUGCGUGGCGCUGCCACCGGCCACCGACCACACCAGUCAAGGACAAAUAG